CUCCCCUGAAGCCCCAUGAAGCCGCUGGGGCUGCCGUGGCUCUGGCUGCUCUGGGGCUGCAGCUGCGGCCUGGGCUCGGCUCACCCCGGGCUCCCCAGGGGAGCCUUCCCGGGAGCAGCAGCUGCGGCGAACGGCAGCCACUCCGGCCACGUCCCCCCGCAGCGCAGCGAGAAGGGCUCUGCAGCCUUCCGGGAAAGUCUUAGAAGACAUCGCUACUUGAAUUCAUUUUCAUCCAGUGACAAUUCUUCUGCUGUCUAUGGAAUAAAUCAGUUUUCUCAUUUGUUUCCUGAAGAGUUUAAAGCUAUCUAUUUGAGAAGCAAAUCCUCUGAACUUCCAUUAUGUAAUAAAGAAGUAAAGAUGCCAACCGCACACAUGCCUUUGCCAAUAAGAUUUGACUGGAGGGAUAAGCAUGUUGUAACAAAAGUAAGAAACCAACAGAUGUGUGGAGGAUGUUGGGCGUUCAGUGUCGUGGGUGGAAUUGAAUCUGCUUAUGCAAUCAAAGGGGAGUCUUUGGAAGACUUGAGUGUCCAACAAGUCAUUGAUUGUUCAUACAACAAUUUUGGCUGCAGUGGUGGUUCUACUGUUAAUGCCUUGAACUGGCUAAAUAAGACUCAUGUAAGACUGGUGAAAGAUUCAGAAUACUCUUUUAAAGCUCAGACUGGAUUAUGUCAUUACUUUUCUGGAUCACAUGCUGGUGUUUCCAUCAAAGAUUACUCUUCCUAUGACUUCAGUGAUAAAGAGGAUGAAAUGGCCAAAGCACUCCUUGCCUAUGGCCCUUUAGCUGUGAUAGUGGAUGCAGUGAGCUGGCAAGAUUAUCUAGGAGGAAUAAUCCAGCAUCACUGUUCCAGUGGAGAAGCCAAUCACGCUGUUCUCAUAACUGGUUUUGACAAAACAGGAAACACUCCUUAUUGGAUAGUACGGAAUUCAUGGGGUACUUCCUGGGGAGUAGAUGGUUACGCCUUUGUUAAAAUGGGAGCUAAUAUUUGUGGUAUCGCAGAUUCGGUAUCUGCUGUGUUUGUGUGAUACCUGGGAGGAACACAAAAAUGAAAUCCUCACAACCAAACAUUUUUGUCUUCAGAAACCCUCAUC
Messenger RNA from Vombatus ursinus (common wombat), 1089 nucleotides. It is a transcript of the gene CTSO, whose product is annotated as cathepsin O. The record is from RefSeq and is a predicted model, not a curated record. Gene Ontology annotation, molecular function: cysteine-type endopeptidase activity. Gene Ontology annotation, cellular component: lysosome. The transcript has 8 exons. Lineage: Eukaryota; Metazoa; Chordata; Mammalia; Diprotodontia; Vombatidae. The coding region runs from base 16 to 1023 and encodes 335 amino acids.